UCAGCGCUGCUAACUUAAGCUAGUUUUAUAAAAGAUGCUAAAGCCUGUUGUUUACUUCCGGGGUGAAAGUUCGAAAACGUCUGUCGGGUUUCCUCUAGUUUAUGGGGCAGUCUUUUUUUUAAAUUGCUUUGAGAGCGUGCUUGACUAUUUAACAUAAUGUCGUCCGAUAAACUAAUCGGACCUGCCUUACCACCGAGGUUCAGACAGGAGGAGAGCGAUGAAGACUCUGAUAGUGAUAACGGGUUCUCGGGCCCUGCUUUGCCUCCCGGUUACAAACGGGGGGAACCGUCGAGCUCCUCGGAUCAGAGUGAACCGGAGGUGGCGGUGAAAAGAGCGAAAACAAGGCACACAGAUGCGGACAGAUCUACAGAAAAAGUUGAGAGCACUAAAGAGGAAGAAGAUGAUGGUUUCUUUGGACCAGCCCUGCCACCAGGAUUCAAGAAACAACAGAAUUCACCAGAAAGGCCACCUGUACUGGGACCAGCUUUGCCUCCUGGAUUUCGCAGAGCAGCACAUGAAAACGACGAUGAUGAUGGUGAAGAAGGAGAGGACAUCCCAGGGCCUGCCCUACCCCCAGGCUACCAGGCCGAGCCCUCCAGCAGCGAGGGAGAGGAUGAGGACCUGAUCGGACCCAUGCCGUCCGGAGGGCCCGUCCAAGACUCUGUGGCUCUGGACUUCGAGCGCAGAGCACGAAGGAUGAAAGAGAAGCUGACAGGAGACGACACCCCUGAGGUGCUCACCAGAGAAACGUGGAUGACCGAGCUCCCACCAGAACUGCAGCACAUUGGCUUGGGGGCUCGAACUUUCAAGAAGAAGUCAGGUCCGGAAAACAAGGAUCGCUCUAUGUGGACAGAUACACCAGCAGACAGGGAGCGCAAGAUCAGGGAACGCCUUGAGGGAAAGAAGAAAGGUGAGGUGGAGAAAGAUGAUGGCCCACGACUCUCCAGAAAGGAGUUGGAAAUGGCAGAGAAAGUGUCAAAAUAUAAUGAGACGAAACGUGCCGAGUCUCUGAUGACUUUGCACACAAAGACGAUGAAGGAAAAAGCAAAAGAGAAGGCUGACAAACCAGUGGAGAGGAGACCAUUCGACCGAGAUGAAGACCUGCAAGUGAAUCGCUUUGAUGAAGCACAGAAGCAGCGGCUGCUGAAGAAAUCUCAGGAACUGAACACACGGUUCUCCCACAGCAAGGAGAAGAUGUUCCUGUAACACUUGUCAGAAUGUCAGAAAUGUGUUGCUUCCAGUUACAGUCUGGCUGGGGAUAUUUUCAUUCAGGGGUUGUACAAUAUGGACUAUGUUUGUGUGGAUAGUUGUGUUACACAAAUGGAGAUUUCUUUUCUUUUUGAUUGUCUAUAAGGUAAGGUAAACUGGACUUAAUGUCACUGGCUGGGCAAAUGUUUGAGCUUGUAUUUUUUCGGGAAGCACUCUCAAGCCUGACGACAUAGACGCAUAUAUUCAAAUAAAUUCAAUAUUUUUUCCUACAUUGGUAUGCAGUUUGUCAGGUUAUCUUUUGAAAACUGUAAAAUUAGCAGUUGAAUUUAAUUCACUAGAUUUUAAUCUUGUUGGACUGAUGUCGGUUGGCAGUCAGUUUUUGAUAAACAGGGUUACUGUUAUGCUGGAUUGUUCAGUUCUGCAUGAGAUCAUCUCCUUUUUUAAUAUAGCUCAAGUUCUGAGAAAUAUUUAACAAGCCUGUGAAAGUACAACCCUUCAUUCUUAUUCAUUAAGCUCUAAUAUUGUUUUAUAUAUGAGUGGCUUUGUAGAGCGAAACAAAACCUAAUUACCCUUCGGCCCACCAAAUCAAUUAAAAAAAGUAUCAGUAUCUCAAUGUUCAGCCGUGCUAGUGAUGUGGCCGUUUAUACAUUUGUCAUUGAUUUAUUUGUUUUUAUUCAUCAAACCUUUUACAGUUUGCUGUAAAAUGCAUUGUUAUGCUGCAUUAUCAUGUUCCUUUGCAAUCUUUCAUGUGUCUGCUUCUGACAGUGUUUUUAAAAAGUUGAUUAAACUUUGUUUUUUUUCA
Messenger RNA from Acanthopagrus latus (yellowfin seabream), 2011 nucleotides. RefSeq names its product GPALPP motifs containing 1 (gene gpalpp1). The transcript has 7 exons. The coding region runs from base 157 to 1206 and encodes 349 amino acids. Lineage: Eukaryota; Metazoa; Chordata; Actinopteri; Spariformes; Sparidae. The record is from RefSeq and is a predicted model, not a curated record.